AUGAUCCUCACAGUGCUUCCAGGCUUCUCCAGAAAUGUGUCAUUGUCCUCAGGCAGAGAAUCACAGUCAUUGACAGUAGAGGGACAACUGAAGAUCAGCCAUGAAGCUGUUUCCACUUCAUCCUGUUAUUUGGUCCAGUUUGUUGGUUUUGUGGUUCUCACAAUGUGAAUCUGAGGGCCACACUUUGAAUGCCUGUCAAGAGAAAAUGGAUGACCAGUACGAGUUGGCUAUGGUUCUCAUACGGACUUCAGCUCAGCAGGAUUCCUAUGAAGACCUUACAGAUAUAAAGGAGAAGUUUAUCUGCCUCCUCUACCCGACAAAUGAGCUCAACUGCUCCUGGUCAUUCAACACUUUAGAGAAGGAUGCUCAGCUCUCUGUGUUUAUCAGCGUUUGUGAUGAUGAAAUACUGGUUAAGUCACUAAAUUAUACUUCUGUGGAAAGAGCUGGAUCAGCGUCUUUGAUUCUCAGCAAUAAUAUGACAGAAGUUAUCCUUCAUUUGAACAAGUCCAUGCAGAACAAGUGGACGUCUUACACCUACGUGUAUGACAUGGACAUGCUGGAGCUCCUUUCUCCACCUCCAAACAUCUAUGCUUCAGUCAAAGAUGGAGCCCUGGUUGUAUCAUGGGGUCUGCCUUUCACCAGAGAAGUCAUUAACCCUUAUUGUUUUGAGUACCAGCUGGACAAAGGUGAUCAGGAACAACCAAUGUACUUGAUCGCCCAGCAGUCUUACAGAGAGCCAGUUUCAGAUGCCACACGCACCUACAAACUGAGAAUGAGGACACGAAUAACAAACACCUGCUCUGGAUCAUCUCAGUGGAGUGAAUGGAGUGAUACUGUUGGUGUCGUCGUGCACAACGGUUCAACCGAUGGCUGGUGAUCCAGUGUCAGCGACUGGUUGAAGGGCUGGUGUCUGGAAGCCUUAGUAAAUGUUAUUAUUUUUGAAACUUUUGUUUCCUGGUCAUAGGAAUUGACAAAAAGAGAUAUUUUCUUUAACCCUUUCACACACAGUGGCCCAUACAGCGGACAGCUAUUCAAAGGCUGUUUUCUUGUAUUUGUGUCAGUGUUGAUGGUAUAAUUGCACAUAAACACAACACACAGUGUAUAUUAUUUAUUCGUUUUUCAAAUUCAUAAGUCAAAAUGUAUGUUGUCCACCUAAGUGGACAUGUAAAAAACUCUUUGAAAAGUACAUGUUUAAAAAAAUGAAGUUCAAAAAUCUUCUUUUCAUGCCUAAAGAUGAAUAAAAAUACUUC
Oreochromis aureus is the source of this 1250-nucleotide messenger RNA. RefSeq lists its product as uncharacterized. The record is from RefSeq and is a predicted model, not a curated record. Gene Ontology annotation, molecular function: protein binding. The transcript has 8 exons. The coding region runs from base 101 to 877 and encodes 258 amino acids. Lineage: Eukaryota; Metazoa; Chordata; Actinopteri; Cichliformes; Cichlidae.